AUGGCUCUACAGUCAGCUGGGGACGUGCCUCUAAUAAUUAUUUCAGAUAAUGCAUCCUCAGAACGCCGCGUCAAUCCGUCAUGGACCAUAUGGCAGUUGAAGACGAAACUCGAGCCCAUUACGGGGAUUCCACCAUCAUCACAGCAACUAAUCCUUAAGUUGGGCAACCAGCAAUGCGUGACCAUUGCGAACGAAAAUGAAGAGGCUAUAUCACUCGAACAAUUUCAUUUUUCUCCCUACGCUGAAAUACAUGUUACAGAUCUUCGACCACCGGGGAUGCGACCAAACUAUUCUGACCCAUCCCAAGUUCCUAAAUUUGAGUUGCCGCUUGAUCAGUAUGAACAAAAAACUGAUAGCGUGCUUGCGUGGAAAAAAGCAAAUAAUCUAGGACGCUUUAAUCCUGCAGCACCAUCUCUUGAGCAAUCAAGGCGUCAGGCCAUCGAGACGGAAAUCCAUGAUCGCCAAAUUGAAGUUGGUCGUCGCUGCAGAGUUGGCGGUGAAGACUCAAGAAGGGGCGUUGUCAUGUACAUUGGUGAAGUUGAUGAGAUUCCUGGCGGCGGAGGAAAAUGGAUUGGAAUUCAACUAGAUGAACCUAUAGGUCGGAAUGAUGGUAGUUUGGGAGGCAAGCGGUAUUGGGGUAAGGAUGGAGAUUUAAAAUCUGGUGUUUUUGUGAGGCCACAGAAAGUUGAGGUUGGCCAGUUUCCUGUCUUGAACGACAUUUUUGACGAAGAUAUGGAAGAGAUUUAA
Molecule: messenger RNA, 747 nt
Organism: Blumeria graminis f. sp. triticale
Lineage: Eukaryota; Fungi; Ascomycota; Leotiomycetes; Helotiales; Erysiphaceae
Source: the annotation of a GenBank genome assembly